AUGGCGGACCUCCUCGGCGACCCGGCGUGGCCGCAGCUCCACGCGCAGCCCUGCACCGACACGCCAAGGCUGGGCCUGAAGUGCGAGCUCGCGCCCGACGACGCGUGUGUGCUCCGCGCUACCCGCCUCCACCUGGGCCCCAACGUCGCCACCCCGCCCUGUAGGCCUAAGGCUAGGCUCGACCCCGCCUCGCUGCGCGGCCUACCGCACCUCCGGACGCUCUCCAUCUUUGGCUGUUUUGGCGCCGCCCAGCCCCCGUCGAGCUGCCGCCCUCGCUGGAUAAGCCAUCGUGGCGACGUCACUUGUGUCUCACGGGUGAUAACCAGCAGAGCAAUGGUGUAG
Messenger RNA from Zea mays, 342 nucleotides. RefSeq lists its product as uncharacterized. The transcript is spliced from 2 exons. The record is from RefSeq and is a predicted model, not a curated record. NCBI's taxonomy places the organism in Eukaryota, Viridiplantae, Streptophyta, Magnoliopsida, Poales, Poaceae. The coding region runs from base 1 to 342 and encodes 113 amino acids.